AUGGCUCCCCUCUCCGCCGCCGAGCUGCUGGCGCUCAGCGAGACCGACGUGACUGUGCGCCUCACGCCAGAGCAGUUUCUUCCCGCAUUGUCGCAGGCACCGUUUGUCAACAUCGAGGGCACGUUCAAUGCACGCGACAUUGGCAAGCUGCCGGCAAGCACCGCGAGCCCGUCCGCCGGCACCGUCCGCCCCGGAUUCGUGUUCCGCAGCGGUAUGCUUGCCCGCCUGACUGACCGCGGCAAAGCCACGCUGGCCAGCGACCUCGGGAUUCGUCGUGUUUUUGAUUUCCGGUCGCAGAGCGAGCACGCCCAGGCACCAGACCCGACGCCAGCCGACAGCGUCACCCUGGUCUGGCAGGAGACGGCCGAGGAGACGCCGCACGUGUCGCUGGAGCCAUUUGCCGAGGGCUUCGGUGAGGCCGGGUUUGCGCAGACGUACUUGGACGUGCUGCGGGCGUACCGGCCGACAGUGAAACAUCUUCUCGAGCACGUCCGUGACCGACCGGAGCAGCCGUUCCUAUUUCAUUGCACGGCCGGCCGUGAUCGGACGGGCGUUCUGGCGGCCCUGCUGCUGACCCUGGCCGGCGCGGCUCCCGACACCAUCGCCCUUGAUUACAUGCUCUCCCGCAUUGGCUCGGAGCCCGUGCGCGACGAGCUCGAAAAGUUUGCGCGCAUGGGCACCGGUGUGCCGGAGCGCAAACCCGACGACAGCCCCGAGGCGAUCGCGGCGGCGGUUGCAGCGACACCGCCCGGCUUCCUAAACCUCAUCAACCUGCGCGUGGUGUGCUGGAACGCGUUCCUGGAGGCGCUCGACAAGGAGCACGGCGGGUUCGAGGGCUAUGUUACAAAGACGCUGGGCUUCUCCGACGGAGACGUGGCCACGAUCAAGAAGAACCUGACGACGGCACCGUGA
Messenger RNA from Sporothrix brasiliensis 5110, 912 nucleotides. RefSeq lists its product as uncharacterized. Lineage: Eukaryota; Fungi; Ascomycota; Sordariomycetes; Ophiostomatales; Ophiostomataceae. Gene Ontology annotation, biological process: dephosphorylation. The transcript is spliced from 2 exons. Gene Ontology annotation, molecular function: phosphoprotein phosphatase activity. Bases 1 to 912 code for a protein of 303 amino acids. The record is from RefSeq and is a predicted model, not a curated record.